AUGGGUUCACGUGAUGGUCGUGGUGGUCGCCAACUUGCUUGCAGGUGAGACUACGCCUAGCGUCCACUUGCUGGCACCCAACUCUCACUUGUGGCUCCACGAAGCUGGGCUCUGCUCAGCGGCCACACUCCGGGCAACCGCCUCGACUGGCGGGCUAAACCAGGUGAGGGUGGUUACUCCCUGUGCGCAUCGUGCCAGGUGCACAAGAUACUGCGGACUCCGCUGGACGGUUAGUCGUAUGGAACACCGUGUAGGCGCCGUCGUGAAGAGGCUUCGUCUACGCCGUUGGCCAGCUGGUUGGUGGAACGUCGCAUCGGCAUUGUCGAGACGAGGCUCCGCCUGGUACGCAGUUGGUCAUCUGGUGGAAUGGAUCUUCGGAUCGGCAUCGCUGACUCGCGCCCAUCUGGUGCACAGCAGGAGACUGCAGGCUUACGGCAAUGUCGUAAGCCAUUGGCAAAUUCGAGUCGUUCUUCCACUGCCAAAGAAAGUCGUGGACCACAUUGGAGUUCGGCCGCUCCGGCACAUUGAGCAGCCCUAUUUAGGGAAGGGCACUGCUUCAAUUCGGAGGGGGCCUGGAUAAGCUGGCCUAAAAAUUGCUGGGGAACCACGUCGUCUGCAGGCGCACCGUGGUCGCAGACGCAAAACUCACGGUCGAACCAAUCGAAAUCGAAACAACAACAACAAACAUACUCAUUUUCCUCAUCCUACCUCUUCUUCCUCUUCCUCUGUCUAUUUUUCUGCCUACUCUUCUCCUUCGUCAUUUUCCUCUCCACCUCCUUCCCGUCGCCCCACUUGUUGUCACAAGACUGGCAGGGUUAGUUUGCUCACUCUGGCAGCCUGGAAUGUUUGUUCCCUUUUAGACAAUCCGUGGAGCAACCGGCCGGAACGGAGGACCGCGCUAGUAGCUCGAGAACUGACGCACUACAAGGUGGACAUGGUCGCACUCAGCGAGACUCGAUUCUCCGAACAAGGCCAAUUGGAGGAGGUAGGAGCCGACUACACCUCCUUCCGGAGUGGUCGCCCAGGUCCGAGAGACGAGACGCGGAUGUCGCCUUCACCAUCCGGAACGACAUCGUGGGACGACUGCCCAGCCUGCCGCAGUGAAUCAACGAUCACCUGA
Molecule: messenger RNA, 1120 nt
Organism: Spirometra erinaceieuropaei
Lineage: Eukaryota; Metazoa; Platyhelminthes; Cestoda; Diphyllobothriidea; Diphyllobothriidae
Source: the annotation of a GenBank genome assembly